AUGGGAGACCGAGACCAGGACCAGCCGUUUACAAGCCUUAAGCUGUGGAUAGACCAUGAUGCCGCUGCUCUUAUUUGCUGUCACGACAGAUGCAGAUGCGCCAUCUCGAUCAAAGCUUCGCGGGCGACAUCACAUUUGCAAUACUCUCAUGGCAUCUCCACAGAUCAGAGAAAAGGUUUAACACAGCAGCUGGCAGCAUUUAAACUACAAAACCCCGAAGAUAUCACUGCCCUCGAAGACGGCUCUCCUCAGCACUCACAAUUGCGAAUACACGAAGGUUUCGCAUGCAAUCAGUGCAAAUUUCGAACCACUAGUCUCCAGAUUAUCACGAAACGACAUUACUCAAAGGGGCCUGAAGGCUAUUCGUGCUCUUCUGCUACCGCCCCUAGGAAGUUCGCUGCUCAAAAAGAAGAUUUCGUUGAAUCCGUGCGGCUACAGACAUGGAUCACAGGUCCAGGACGAAAGUAUUGGAUUGUUGCGGAUGACAGCAACGAAGCGGACUCCGCUAGGAACCAGCGAGUCAACAAAAAAGAAGUGGAUCAUUAUCAGUCAGUACGACAGCGAGAGAACGAGAGGGACCGCAUCCACGGGUUGCGGGCGGCCGAAACAUGGAUUGACAAUUCAGGUACCCCAUCCCUAUCCUUCGCUGAACAACGGCCUUGGCUGGAGCGGACUGGUUGGGAGGAGACAUUCAGGAAGAAAAACCGUCACCUCCUCGCCGCUCUCGUAAGUGUUCCGCGAUAUGGAUCAGAUGCAAAGCCCUACCUACUACUGCGGAAAGGUGUUGAUGGGCUUGAACAAGAUCUCGUAAGCCCGGCGAGCGACGAGCUAAGAAUUGCCCACAUUCUUCGAUUAUUCGACCCUAUGAUGGAUAGAUGUGAAGAAACAGCAAAGAAGACAAGCCGAAACGUACUAUGCUGGCUGAAAAGCGUUCGCUUACAGUCGAGCUACCCCAAGCCAUUCACACUCGUACGACAGCCCUCGAGCACCAGGAAGUAUCGAGCAAUCUUCAAACAAGCCUUGGCAUUUGUAUUCCGGAUAUAUCGGCUUGACCCUUCAAUUGUACGCAAGACAAUUGAUGUGCAGUUGAGGAAAAAGACAUUUGUCCUGCUUGACAGAAUAUGGCACGAUGACCACUGGAAGACUGUUCAGGAAGGCUGCUCAACUAACAAGAUUACUGGCACAUCCAGUAGCCCCGCAACAACAGGUGUGGACACAGGAGAUAGCUGUAGUGGUAAGCUUGGUUUUGGUAGUGGGGAUAAAGACGACUGCGAUAUAGAGCAGUAUACGACAGCAGACGAGGAAGACUGUGCGGAUGACGAAGAGGACCUUGACGACGAUGAUGACAACGACGAUUAUGGCAAUGACGACGACGACGAUGAUGAUGAUGAUGAUGAUGACGACCACGACCACGACCACGACGACGGAAGCUCUAGUGUCAACGGUGAGGACGACAUGAAUGUGGAUCUGAGCGAGCAACACAACAUCAUGCAGCGUUCAGCUCAGCAAACGAGCAGUGUGGGUGGCAAAGGAGGUCAUGCUGGAUCAGAUGAUAGUGUCAACCCAUGUGAAACAAUCCUGGAGCUCUUAUUUGGUGUUUGCAUUUCAUUAUGCAAAGAGCAUCCGAUUGACGGUCAUCCGAGUUCCAUGAUUCUUCAUUUUUUCAGCGGCAUCUUGGGGUUCUCCAAGUCUCUAGAUGCCUUCCUUCCUGCAAGGUCGUUUACAUCGCACUUGUCGGCACUUAUAUACAUUCAGCGUCUACUCUUUAUUGAGUAUGCUCUUCCACUGCGACCAUAUCCAUCACUUGGCAUCGACCGCCGGCCUCGCACUCAACAAGUUGAGCGGCUGAACUCAAUUCGCAAAUCAUACAUGGUCAUGGGCUCAGAUUCAUCCUUUGAGGAAUUCUUCACCCUUCGGAGCUACGGUCGAGUUAUGGCCCGGUCUGACACGCCGUCCUUCCUCCUGCGAUGGAGUGAGGAUGGCCAAACAGUACACUGGGGCGACUCGAGUAAGCUUACUAUGGAUCAGAUGAGGCUGCUGUUGAGGAGACUGAUUCAGCAAGCUGCCGAGGUCUGUGAGGAGCUUCUAUUCGGUUUAGAAUGCUCCGUGGAUCUCUCCAAAGUUAAAGAUGAUAUAACUAACAGCAAGAGAGGGUUCUCGUUUGUUACCCACCCAGAGAACGGUCUUGCGGAGGAAUAUCUAAAACUGUUCCGGCGAGCAUGCACUGCUAAGCAUAGAAAAUUAUCAUCGUCUAAAGGGCAAUGGAAAUGGAAAGCCGUCUGGGCAUACCUCGCGAAAGAGAAGCAAUUCCGCAUUCUACUUGCCUCAAUCAUGUACUUGUCUGGUGGGCAAGUACCCAGGUGGUCGGAGCUACUCAAUAUAUGGUGCGUUAAUGGCGAGUUCGUGGAAAGGAGCAUUUUUGUAUACAAGUCGAUGAUAAUGUAUCUGAUCCGCCAUCACAAGGCCAAAAGAUCUGCGAAUAAUGAGUUCAUCGUCGCCCGUUUUCUACCGGCUGAAGCCAGUCAACUGGUGUACAAGUACCUUGCAGUUAUACGACCAUUCAUAGAUUUAAUUGGUCGCGAACGCAAUGGUGAUCAGGUGGACGUGAUUUCAGCCACCUCGCCUUUGCUAUUCCGAGCUCAGAUUGAACAUGGGAGCAAACCUUUGGAUAGCGCUCAAGUCAAUGCGGCGUUUCGUAGGCAGAUCUUCUCCGUUUGGAACGAAACCGUUAACUCCCGGACUUUGCGACAAUUAUGCAUCGGAAUAACAGAGAAACAUGUACGAGAAGUAUACCAGCCAUUCAAUAGGUUCGACGACAAGUCUGACAAGGCGUCUCGAAAUGUGGUCUUUGCUUGGCAAAGCGGCCACCGCCCUCUGCUGCGAGGUUCAACAUACGGACUUGAUGGUGCAUUUCCGUCGACUUUACAGCCACAAUUACUGGAGCUUUACGAAUGGGCUUCACUUCGGUGGCAUGAGUUCCUUCAGCUACCGAGCAAACAUGCUCCGGGAACAAGAGACAGCGCUAACUGCGUAGCGUCCUUGGAUAGCAGGCUCGAAGCGAUCAAACGGCAGCCUAUCAUUUGUGGUACAGCAGCUGCGUCCACCCUUGCCCAGGACAAUAUGACAGAGUCAGAACCAGAUGUUAAAACGAUACCUGCAAAGCGAAAGUUUCCACUUUCGUGCGGUCAGCAGCUCGCCCAGCAUGAUGAGCCGCAGACAAAAUAUACUAAACCGUCAAACUUCUUGUUGCAUCUAGGGGGUUCAUCCCUUACACAUAUUGCACCGCCCACAUCCACAGACAAAACAAAUACUGCAAACCUCCACUCAUCUUCUUUGCGGCCUCCAGUGCGGCCAUAUUACACAACGAAUUGUCUCAACAACUUAGGGACGCAAUUUUUUGCCUCGCCUACCGGUGAAGCAUUUCCUAUCGGUCCCCACAGGCCUCCACUCUCUGUAAAUACAACUCAAGACUCAAACAAACAUCAGUAUCUUAUUCACGGACGGAACUUGGCUUCCCUGCACGACAAGCAGCUGGAAUUGAAGUCAUUCAAUGUAUUUCUACAUCAAUACUUGACUGGUAGACAGAGCAGCAGCCUCAUGCACGGGCGACUUAGUCGAAUGAUCGAGACGACGAGGUGGUGGGGUUCGAUUGGCUGCCCCCUAUGUUUCCUGUGCGAAGGUACAGAGGCAGAGCACACGCUACACAGGUGCAAGCGGGAUGAGUUACGAAACAAGGCCUUAUCCAUCAUUAGAUGGUUAGAGGAUCUGCGCAUACCUCAGCAUACAUCAAAAGGGGGAUCUUGCAGCGUCUGUUUGUCUUUCUAUGCUUGCGCAGAAGCUGCUAACACGACACAAGAUUCUGAUUUUGAAACGUAUUGUAACAGAGACCCUAUGAAUGAUCCGUAUUCGGAUGGCCGUUGUGAAAUUAAGCCCAUCAUUUGUAUGGCGAUUGCAUCUCUUGCCGCUUAUGACGGUCAUCUGUUUGCAAAUAUGCUUGCUAAGGUGCCGUUAGCGAUUGAUGCUGAAGUGUGGUUUGAACGAAGAAUACCAUAUGAUGGCCGUUGGUUCUCCAACCUCUUACUUGUGUACGAGGAAGUCAUGCUAGCAUUUUAUUACACUCGUAAUAUGAGACGAGGGAACGGCCCUUUAUGGAGAUUUCCCAGUCAUCCACCAGCGCCAGAGCCACCAGCUUAUCAGGCUAUUGGCAAGGCAUACCCAAAAUGGGAUACAGCAGAGGAAGUCGCUAGCUGGGAAGCCGCAAUAGGUUACUGGGAGGACAAAUGCCCCAUCUGCGCGGGACGUGGCAUAGGCGGCCAGGACAUACAACAUACACUGCGCCAAUGCACCCGUGGCGGCAGUCAGACGUUGCGCAGCGAGCUUGCAGUGGCAAUGUACGAAGAAGGGAUAGUCCCAAAGAAUGGCUGCGAUACCUGCCAUAUUCCAUAUGACUUCUGCGAUAACUGGGCGAGGAUGGACGACGGCAAAUGGGACACCAUCACCACAGUCAAAGGCGUGAUAUGCCAGUUUGAGCGCCACCUGCUAUACGAUACUAUUAUUGGUCUCUAUCAUUGCGGGGAAACAGAUGUCGUUGAGGAAUUUCACAAAGUUGCAUAUGAAUAUUGCAUACAGGGAGGAUUAACCGUUGCCCACGACCAAAAAACAAUCGCCCUUGCAUUGUCGCAACCAAUCACCGUCACCAGAGUGGCGGGAUCUCAAUUACUACGAACACUAGUUGUAUUGACAAGCGUAGUGCUCUACAAGGUGAAGAGGGACAAAGAAGACGAAAAUUCAGUUCAUUUAUUGUAG
This is a messenger RNA of Pochonia chlamydosporia 170, 4806 nucleotides long. RefSeq lists its product as hypothetical. The transcript has a single exon. The record is from RefSeq and is a predicted model, not a curated record. NCBI's taxonomy places the organism in Eukaryota, Fungi, Ascomycota, Sordariomycetes, Hypocreales, Clavicipitaceae. The coding region runs from base 1 to 4806 and encodes 1601 amino acids.